UACUCUUGUUUAUUUUUCAGAUGUUUAUUAUGGAGGGGAAGCACUGUCAGUGGACCAGCCACAGAGUUUAACUUGUCCGUUUUGUGGCAAAAUGGGGUAUACAGAAACAUCGCUUCAGGACCAUGUCACCGUGGACCAUCCAGACACUGCAUAUGAAGUGGUGUGUCCAAUAUGUGCAUCUGUGCCUGGAGGAGACCCUAAUCAUGUUACAGAUGAUUUUGCAGCUCAUCUGACUUUAGAUCAUCGAUCCGGAGCUCCCAGAGAUCUUGAUGAGCCUUCUGGGUCGCGUCAUGGAGUACGAAGAAUACCUCACCAGGGACGUGGUAUUGGCAGGGGUGUAGCUAGGCGAAAUAUGACUUUUGGGAGUGUUAGCAGUGGUCUGUUCUCGCCCUCAUCACGUGAAUCGAUGGAUCCCAUAGCCGAGUUACUGUCUCAACUGUCAGGAGUGCGUCGAGCCACGGCAAGUGACAACAACUCUGCUGCCUCUCAACUGCAGCAGUUGCAGAUUCAGUUAGAGCGGCAGCAGGUAGCCGGCCAACCAACCAGCCAGGCUGCAGGAUUACGACAACAACUUGAACGAUUACCUAGAAGAGGUGGUAGUAGCAGCAGUAGUGGCAUUGGAAGUGGAGCAGGUGGCAGUGGUGGAAAUAGUGGAGGGGGAAGUGGUGGGGGUGGCAAUGCUGCUAGUGGGUCAGGUGGUGGUAGUGGAAGCCACAGUGGUGUUAUGGUCAAUCUUAGUUCAAGCAGCACUCCGAAUGUUGUAGCAGCUCAUCAUCAACCACCACCUCUACUAGUACAUGCAAGUUCGCACUCUCAACCUCAGUCACAAUACCUCCUGGCAAGGCAAGUUGACACGGAGAGUGAGGCGGACACAGGUAGUUGUAGCAACGACAGGGCAGGAUUUGUCCAAGAACUGUUAAUCUCCACGUUAAGUGACUUUGGCCUCAGUACCACUGCACUCGAAGGAGGAAAUCUUCUACCAUCAUCGAGUGUGAAGGGAAGUGGUGGAGUAGAUCCCAAGAAGGACAUUUCUAAAGGAGACAGUGACAAACCAGUGGUAUCGUCAGAUGUUGCAACACAAACCUCUACUAGUACCCAACAGACAUCAAACACAACUACCACAACAUCAACCACUCAGACCAACAUGCAGCACCAAUCCAUGCCUCAGUCCAAAACAUCUAAUACUAUGAAAUCUGUAAAGGGGGCCAAAGGUGUUGUCGUCGGUCGAUCUAGUCCAGGAAGCCAACAGCAGCAGCAGCAACAACCGCAGCAGCAGUCAAACGGGGGAGGGGUGGUAUCUCGGCCAUUAACGGGGACGGGAACGGUGGCCGUAUCUCCUGUGGGGGGCCCCGGGAGGGGCCGAGCAUCAGGGGGAGCAGUCUCCCCGGGUGCAGCCCGCAGGAAACUGGUGCGGGGGGUAGAAGGCCGUGCUACAGAGCCUCCUCCACCCCACUAGUACCGAGAGAGUGUUCUAGUCCAGCACCAGAAGGUUUUCCCCAUGCCCAUGCCAACGAACCCUGCCCCUGCCAUUCUUGUCCCUGCCACCCUUGUACCUGCCUAUAGCCAACUCCACCAAAGAAUGAAGUAAGUUAAAAAGGAAGGAGAUAGGCAGGGCCAAAAUUGAAGAGAAAAGUGUUUCUUCUUCACCUAAGUCACUCUUAUACCCUGGCCUCUAGGGUAUGAAGUGUAUUGGUUGUUUUAAUUGGAUGUUCAUAAAAAAGAAAUCUGUGGCAAUGUAUGUGGGGAUGUCUUUACCCACAUGUGGUCUAUGUGACAGAAUCAGCAAAGAAUUGAGCAGGUAGGCUAGGCAGACUGGCAAAAUGUAAAUGCCUAGGGGUCCCCACUGGUGCCAAGAGGAAAUAAAGUGUACAUAGCGCAUGCUAUUCAAGCACGCCAGAUAGCUGUGUAUAAAUAUGUUCAGGCCUUCAUAAUAACUGCAUAGCUUUACCCUAACCUUUCAUAAAAAUCACAUUGGCAUUGCCCUAGGUACUGUUUCCUUCCCCCACCCCACCCCACCCCACCCACUCAACCACCUACCCAUUCCCAUUCAGCCCCUUCCUGAAAUUCUUGUCUCCUUUUUCCUUGAUAACCAGAAUCACUCAUCAUUAGUUCCUUUAUAAUUCAAAUUAAUUAUUGUUUGAUUUUUUAAAUGUGGUUUUGCUGAUAAAAUAGAUUUUAAAGAUUUUUGCCCAAAUAGUGUUUGAGAUAUGAGGAUAUUUACAAAUUUGUAUUUUUUGUUGCAAAUGUUAUAAAGGUAAGUAAUUAUUAUUGUCAUCAUUAUUAUUAUUCUUGUUUUAGAGCUUCACUUUGCUUUCUUAUCAUGAUAAUGAAUCACUUGAACUGCAGCCUAGUGUGAGAUGAAACAAAAAGACACUGGGAUUUGUCAUCAGUGUCCUUGUUGUGAAGUGAUUUCUGGGAAGCCUUUGUUUGUGUUGAAAGCCUCUCCAGAAAUUUUAUUGAAGGAAAAUGAAAGAAGAGCCAGCGUGCAGAUGAAAGUGACAGACUUCAUGUUUUGCAGUUUAGGAGCACUAGUUAGUACUGUGGUUAACACUUUUCAAAUAAUUUUUUUCAAUACCAUGGCUAACACAGUAAAAUGUGUCUUAAUUUCUCCUUAUAAUUUGAUAAGGAUAAUGGUGGGUUAUGCAUUAUACUAGUACAGCUCAGUAAAUUUGGUGGGUGUGUAUUCAAGAGUUAAAGUAAAUUAUAUUUAUUGCUGGCAGAAGCUACAGAAUUUCUGUAGAAUUUGGUGGUUUUAGUCUCAUGCUAGGCUGUACAGUGACAUCUUAGCACACCUGACAGAACCUUAAAAGAUUGAAGAGGAUAGAGAAAUGCAUUUUUUCUCUUUAUAAAAUCAUUGCAGCAGCAUCAGAAGUACUGGGAUGAGUUAGAGGCAAUAUUUACCAUUUUGGGAAUGUUUCUGGAAUCCAAGUUGUAUAUUAACUCAUCUUCUAUUUAUUAUUUUCUGUUAAUAUAUAUAUUUAUAUUUUUUUGGUGAAGAUCAGCAAUUUGGUGAAAUUUGGCAAACCUCACAAGCUUAACUUUGCAUUUGGGAAUUUAUUGGGGAGACCUGUCUUGUUAGCAAGAUGCCUUGUACUACCAUAUAGUUGAGAAAGUACAUUGUGUGCAUCCAGUGAUGAAAUCAGAGCUUGUCAUAUUCAGUGUUUUUUUUUAUGUUGCGUACUGUUUAAUUAUGAUGCCAAGAAAGUAGAAUAAUAUAGAUAUAAAAGUACCAAUAAAUGUAUACUUACAAACAUAACGCUCAAGUGCAGAUAACUUUUAAGUCAGGCUUUAAGCUUAAGUACUCCUUCGUACUUGUGCAGUGUACAGGAGGAUCCAGUUCAGUUUUCAGAUUGAUUUCAGUUUGAUAAACGAGGAACAUAAUUUCUGAAACAUUUAUAUAGGUUUUGUGAAAAACAAAAGUUGUAAAUUUAACCUUAUACAAGAAGACCCAAAGGCAUUUGGAGCAUUAAAUCAUUUCCAGAAUAAAAAAUCUUCAGUUUUUUAUCAUUUGUAUAGAUGCAACUGUAAUGUAGCCAGUUUCCUCUAGCUGUAAAGCAGUUUGUGUUGGGUUAAAGUAAGAAAUAUGUGUAAGGGGGGCCUGCAUGUUGACAAACUAACAUAUUUAGAGUUACCACCCAAGAAAAGCUGCAACAAAUGUUAGUUGAAGUCCUAGGAAGGAAUGUAACAAGGGUUGGCUAUUUGCCAUAACUUCAUAAAAACAGCUCAUGACCUGUUGAUGUUAUGGGUAUCAACAAGACUUGCCACAUAAGACAUCUUUUUAAUCCUCCUGAGCCAGGUAGGUGUACAAGGCUGAAUGUGCCUUGACACAAAUCAUUGAACUGACUUUUACCUGUAAGCCUUAAUGUGAAAACAGAAUGGGAUCUACACAGUUGUUUAUUAAUUUUUGUUGUAGCCACUCUUCAAUUUUUUCACUGAGCCCUAUUUGGCAACGAGUGAACUGUUUCUUCAAUCUGAAUAAGAAUAAUUUUUUGUAUGUAAUGUAAAUUUGAUUAUUCUUGUUAUCUUGGAAUUUUUUUUGUAAAUCAAAUUCUGAACCUCUUUGGGUUAUGCCAAGGGAUCACUGAUGUUCUUGGUAUACUUGAGGUAUCUAGUUAGUGUCUACUUUGUAUGCUCAUGCUAUCGUUUCAACUAAUCAUUUCUCCUGUAGAUAUGCUUUUUUGUUAGGGGUAAUGUUCCCUCCAGUUUGUCAUCAUCAUGGUCAACUGUUGUGAAUGUUUUAUUAUCUGAUCCUCUUUGCCUAUGGGCAAAAAAGUAAGCAUGUAAGGUACUGGCUUAAACUGAGACAUUUCUCAGAACCCCUCAC
Molecule: messenger RNA, 4324 nt
Organism: Macrobrachium nipponense
Lineage: Eukaryota; Metazoa; Arthropoda; Malacostraca; Decapoda; Palaemonidae
Gene: Kcmf1
Product: E3 ubiquitin-protein ligase KCMF1-like
Exons: 6
Coding region: 92-1456 (454 amino acids)
Source: RefSeq, a predicted model, not a curated record